Messenger RNA from Aptenodytes forsteri (emperor penguin), 3626 nucleotides. RefSeq names its product ribonuclease L (gene RNASEL). The transcript has 7 exons. The record is from RefSeq and is a predicted model, not a curated record. NCBI's taxonomy places the organism in Eukaryota, Metazoa, Chordata, Aves, Sphenisciformes, Spheniscidae. Bases 322 to 2427 code for a protein of 701 amino acids. Gene Ontology annotation, biological process: mRNA processing; protein phosphorylation. Gene Ontology annotation, molecular function: RNA nuclease activity; ATP binding; protein binding.
UAAUAAGUCUGAGAUAACAUUUAUAGAAAGAACACCCUGGGUUCUCCCCCUCGUUCCCUCACCCAGAUGCCCCAGGGGAUGACUGCCUGGGCUGCGAUUAGUGCUGAGAUCAGGCAAGCAAACAUGAUGAGUACGUAUGUCUGGGUGAAGACCAUGAAGCCCUUAAAAUAGCAGCCUACCCUACCUAGUGUGUUUUGCCAGCCAAACCCAGAGCAUUCCCCACAACGAAGGCACUGAACAUUGCACCUCUCCCAUCCUUCAGUGGGAUCCCCGGGCUCAGGUGAGGAACAUCGGAGGUACGGGGCCCUCCCUCUGACCAUCAUGGAGCCCACAGCUCACAGCCAGCAGGAGGCAUCUACCCCUUCCAGCAGGGAGACAGCAGAAGACCUUGCCUUCAAGUUAAAUGCUGCUGUGAGGAACAGGAAUAGAAAAGAUGUGCUGGAGCUGCUGGAGAAAGGGGCAGAUGUGAACUCCAAAGCAGAAAGUGGCUGGACACCACUGCAGAGCGCUGUGCAAGCUGAUGAUGAGGACCUGGUCCGACUUCUGCUUGACAAGGGUGCUUGUCCACUUGCCAGGAAGGACAAUGGUGGCACUGCAUUUACUGAGGCAGCGAUAGUGGGAAACGUGAAUAUACUGAAGCUCCUCCUUGAUCAUGGGUUAAAUAUUAAUGACCAUGACGACAAUGGCUUCACAGCUUUCAUGGAGGCUGCAUGUUAUGGGAAGGAGGAAGCCUUGAAAUUCCUGUACAGCAAAGGAGCAAAUGUGAAUCUGAGGAGGGCAGUUAGUGAGGAGAAAGCAAAACUGCAUAAAGGAGGUGCGACAGCACUAAUGGAUGCCUCUAGGAAGCACCACUUCUCAGUUGUAAAAAUUCUUGUCCAAGAGAUGGGGGCUGACGUGAACAUUUGUGACAACAAAGAUAGGAACGCCUUGAUCCAUGCCCUCAAGGAGGGUUGUGCCAAGGAAAGAUAUGAGUCAGCUGUCUUCAUAGGCCAUUUCCUGCUGAACUGUGGUAUUGAUGUGAACAGCAAAGAUGAAUGUGGGAAAUCUGCCCUCAUCCUAGCUGUUGAAAUGCAGAGCCCAGAUUUGGUGAAGGCUUUAUUGGAGAAGGGUGAAAUAGAUAUUGAUGAUGCAGAUGAGGAGGGCAACACAGCACUGAAGGUGGCUGUGGAGAAAAAUGAUUACAAUAUAGCAAAGUUGUUGUGUGAAAAAGGAGCAAGGACUGAUGUUGGGAAUCUUAUCGCUGUUGUGAAUAGAAACCGUGCUCAUAACAUGGCAUGUCUUCUUCGUGAGUAUAAUGCCAAGUUCGUUCCAGAAACCUUCAAAGACUGGGAGCCAAACAGCAAAUGCUGGAGGGACCAGCUGAAAAAUCUUUAUAAAAUAUAUCGCCCUAUGAUUGGCAAACUGAAGACAUUUCAAUACAUCCAGCAGAGAAUUCAGAACACUUCCCAGGGUGGCAUCUACUUGGGGCUCCACGGUGGGACGGAGGUAGCAGUAAGAAUAAGCCGUAGUACAGAGGGUGACAAAGAGAAAAGGUUCUUCGAACAAUGUGGUAAAUGUGAACAUCUACUGAAGCUCUUCCAGUUUGAGAAGGCAAGAGGCUACAUGUACUUGUGCUUCCCCCUCUGGGAGAAAAACCUUGAAGAACAUCUGCAGGAACCAGAAGACCAAAUGGAUUACAAAGAUGCUCUGAGGAUGAUCUUCCAGGCAGUGAGAGAGCUGCACUUCCUUGGAUUUGCUCACCAGGAUCUUCAUCCUACCAACUUUUUCAUAGAUUUACGUGGCAAAAUUUACUUGGCAGACUUUGAUAAUAAAAGAAAGUUGAUUGAAGGCAAAAAAGAACUCAUAAACUCAGAUUUAGAGGCCCUCAGCAGGCUCGUGCUGUAUGUUUUAACAGGGGGUAGGAAACCCCUUCAGCAAGUCAGUACCAAGGAUUUGGCUGCUGAUUCCCCAGAUUAUGAGGAGGCUCUGGACCUUGUAAGUAGCCUGGUCUCUCAUGAUGAACGAGGCUUGGAAGAUUUGAGCAAACAUCCCUAUUUCUGGAGCAAACAGACCAGGUUCAAGUUCCUGAAGAGUAUAUGGAAUAAAAUCAAAGAUCUCUGCAAACGAAAAGCUGUCUUUAAAGCUGCUAAUGCUACUGAAAGUUUUCCUUAUCCACGGUGGACCGAGAAGAUUGACAAAUAUGUUCUGAAAAUCAUGGAAAAUCCUAGGAAAGGAAUAACACUCAAAUAUAGCAAUGAUGUCACCGACCUACUGAGGCUCAUCAGAAACCUGGAUGAACACCCAGAUACCAGGAUCAGCAACAGAAUAGGAGACCAUGCUGAGUAUUUCUUGAAGCUCUUUCCAGCACUUACCAUUUAUGUCUACAACAGUUUACGCCAGAAUCCCAAAUACAGUAACUUUGCAGACAUUCAGGACCCUUCUCUGUAGGAUAUCAUUGCCUCAUAUUCCUUGUCUGAACCCACCAUCACUGCCUCUUUUUAUUCCCUAUUUCUUCAUCUGCAAAAGAGUUGAACAAAGUGGGUAAGGAGAUGGGAGAGAGAGCACAUGCAGGAGAGCAUGGAGGACUUAGACUAAGAAAUUAAAGAUGCUUCAGAAGUAUUUGGUGUAACAACCACGGGCUUUGGAAGGGAACCAAGCUGAGUGUCAGCCCAGGUCCCCCUUGACUACCUCUGUCCCUCUGGGCUUAUCUGACUCUGUGAGGUGGAGAUCAAGGUCCUGAUCCUUACGGAGAACGAGGAGAUGUGGGACAGCCCCCAUAUACCCAACACAUCUAGGAGGCAGGAGAAGAGCUCAGGCAUUGCCAGACAGCAUGGGACUCUCUGAUAAAGGAAAAGGAGUUCGAGCUCCUUGCUAGGGCCAUUGUUCCCUACAGUUUGCACUGAUGAGACGCUCAUCUACCCCUAAAAAGACAUGGAUUCUCUCUUUUCAGUCUUUUUGAAACACAGCAGCCAGAAAAUGAGAUGCCUAGGCAAUGGUCUGGCUGCAGAGUUGCCCUUGGCCCAUUAUCCCUCUGAUCUGGUGGAGGCACACUAAGCCCAGCCUGCCGGGACCUGAAGGACUUCUGUUGAGGGACGCAGGAGAUGUUUCCACGAGGAAUGGACAUAAGGAGCACGAUCCCACAAAACUCUGCUAUUGUGAGUACUCCUGACUCACCUGAAAAAGGUCGCUGACAUCAAAGGGACUGCAGGGACCGGUUCCUCCUGGAAAGGACAAGCUCUGCCACGGCAGGCUGAGUCUGCAAGGCAGGGCUACGCACAAGCACUCGCUGUCUCCAAAACAGUGCUGCUGGUGGUGCAUCACUGUCCUCCUGCCAGGCUCGCCUCCCUUGCACAGAGCUGGUGCCCAUACAGCCAUAGCAUGCUGUAAGCUCAGAGCUUUAAUAUUGGAGGCUGGGUGGCACAAACCCAUUUCUGAAAUCCUGUGGCAUGCAUCGUGUGUCUGAUUGUCCAAGGGCUUGCUUGUUUGUUUCUCAGCUAACGCUCUGAUUUGCACAAUGAUUAUGUGUUGCUUACAGAAAUAUUUUUCAGCUGUUGAAAAGAUUUUUAAUUUUUUUCAAACUGAGAUUGUUAUUCUUUCAAUUAGCCUAUGGAGAACCAAACUUGGAAUAAACUUGCCUGCAAAACUGA